Messenger RNA from Pelmatolapia mariae (spotted tilapia), 3603 nucleotides. It is a transcript of the gene akt1, whose product is annotated as v-akt murine thymoma viral oncogene homolog 1. The coding region runs from base 357 to 1778 and encodes 473 amino acids. Gene Ontology annotation, cellular component: nucleus; cytoplasm. Gene Ontology annotation, molecular function: ATP binding; protein serine/threonine kinase activity. The record is from RefSeq and is a predicted model, not a curated record. The transcript has 14 exons. Gene Ontology annotation, biological process: protein phosphorylation. Lineage: Eukaryota; Metazoa; Chordata; Actinopteri; Cichliformes; Cichlidae.
GCAUUGCAGACAGCGCGUUUGGGAGGUGUAGUGGAAGAAAGGCAAGAGAAACGGAGUAAAUGAGAGCACUUUGUCCAGAUUGUUGAAGGACCCGUCAACUUAAAACACCGCCGAAACAGCUCACUAUAAUGAGACGGACACAUUGUUGAAUUCCUGUCCAGGUAAAUGUCCGCGUUUCCUUCGCAUGGUUAACUACAAGAGUUCGACAGCUAGACAGGGUAACCACCAUCAAGAAGACGGCUAUAAACUCCAGGACCCUGUCUCCAGGCUCCUGCGCAGGGCUGAGUGAAGGAAACUUUGGACUGAAAGUUGUCUCUCCCUGAGAGAAACCUGGAUCCUCCAUCCUGGCCACCAACAUGACCAAUGUGGUGAUCGUCAAGGAGGGAUGGCUGCACAAAAGAGGAGAAUACAUCAAGACCUGGAGGCCAAGGUAUUUUCUCCUGAAGAGUGAUGGUACAUUCAUUGGCUACAAAGAGCGACCGCAAGAUGUUGACCAGCUGGAAACCCCCUUAAAUAACUUCUCUGUAGCACAGUGCCAGCUGAUGAAGACGGAACGGCCCAAACCCAACACAUUCAUCAUCCGCUGCCUGCAGUGGACCACUGUCAUCGAGCGUACCUUCCACGUGGAGACCCCCGAGGAGAGGGAAGAAUGGACCAAAGCCAUCCAGGCAGUGGCUGAAGGCCUACAGAAACAAGAGGAGGAGAUGAUGGACUCCUCCCCAGACCCCAUGGACAUGGAGGUCUACCUGACCAAACCCAGACUCAAAGUGACUAUGCACGACUUUGAAUACCUCAAACUCCUGGGAAAAGGCACUUUUGGCAAAGUUAUUCUGGUAAAGGAGAAGGCCACAGGACGCUACUAUGCCAUGAAGAUCCUAAAGAAGGAGGUGAUCGUAGCAAAAGAUGAAGUGGCGCACACACUCACAGAGAACAGAGUCCUCCAGAAUUCAAAGCAUCCGUUCUUGACAGGACUGAAAUAUUCCUUCCAAACACAUGACCGUCUGUGCUUUGUCAUGGAGUAUGCAAACGGUGGUGAGCUUUUCUUCCAUCUUUCAAGAGACCGGGUGUUUUCAGAGGAGCGUGCGCGGUUCUACGGCGCAGAGAUAGUGUCUGCUUUGGACUACCUGCAUGCUGAAAGAAACGUGGUUUAUCGGGAUCUAAAGCUGGAAAAUCUUAUGCUGGACAAAGACGGACACAUAAAGAUCACAGAUUUCGGCCUGUGUAAGGAGGGGAUCAAAGAUGGCGCUACUAUGAAAACCUUCUGUGGGACUCCAGAGUACCUUGCACCUGAGGUGUUGGAAGACAAUGACUAUGGCCGUGCUGUGGACUGGUGGGGUCUGGGUGUGGUGAUGUACGAGAUGAUGUGUGGCAGACUGCCUUUCUACAACCAAGACCACGAGAAGCUAUUUGAGCAAAUCCUCAUGGAAGACAUCCGCUUCCCCCGGACCCUCGGCCUCGAAGCACGCUCCCUGCUCUCUGGUCUUCUGAAGAAAGACCCAAAGCAAAGGUUAGGUGGAGGACCUGAUGACGCCAAGGAAAUCAUGCAGCACAAGUUCUUUGCCAGCAUUGAAUGGCAAGAUGUUUAUGAGAAGAAGCUGGUCCCACCAUUUAAGCCCCAAGUUACAUCAGAGACGGACACGAGAUAUUUCGAUGAGGAGUUCACAGCACAAACCAUCACGAUUACACCACCGGGACAAGAUGACAGCAUGGAGUCCUUUGACAGUGAACGGAGACCCCACUUUCCCCAAUUCUCCUACUCUGCCAGUGGGACGGCCUAAACGACUUUCAACCAUUCCUCCGGUCCGACCAUCUCGCUUCUCCCCACCUGACUGCACUCUCAGAAGACCGGGGGCCCAAACCCUCGUCCUCCCAGCAAUCGUCUGCAGAAGCUGUCUUUGGAUGCAACAGUCGCCAUCUCCAAAUUACCUUUUCCAGGAAGAAGGAAAUCCGAGACAACAUACCUGUGUGGCCUUUGAAGACUGACCACGGAGAUAACACUACUGUUCAUUUCCUGGUUGUUUAUUACUAUACUGAGCAGGCAACCAUACACCGUAAUGAAUGGGGAGAUGUAGCUAUGCACAACUUACGCUACUGCUAUAAAUCAAUUAUUUUAUUUUUAUUUUUUUAAACACAAUUUAAUGUCACCAUAACCAUGUCAGUUAGAAAAUGGGCAUACUGUGGACCAAAUACAUCAUGUGGGAAGAGAGUAUUGUUUGAGUGGGUGAUCAAUCCAUGUUUUAGUCCAUUCAGACUUUUUUUUUUUUUCUUUUUGCUUCAUAAGUGAAUGUACCAUAUUAAAUAAAGUUAAUAUUCUUGCAUACUUAUGUGUUGUAACACAUGGCUAAUUCUCCUAAGACUGAAAUGCCAUCGUGUGGAAAAGAUCUUUAACACUUUCCUACUGCUGAAAAACCAACUCUUGUCAGUGUGUUGUACUGUCACACCACAUCAUGGUAAGUCUGGUGAACGGAUUGUGAAAAGCAGUCUGAUGCGAGGAAAGGCAAAUAUGCAAAGAAUGCAGCGCGAUUAAUCAUUAAGGCACAAACUGGCCUGCAGUGAAUUCUUUUUUUUUUUUUUUCUUUUUUUGGAAACUGUUUGCACACCAGAGUCAUUGAGAAGACCCCCGGUUACCUGUUCAGGGUAAUAAAUAGCCUCUGCAGCCUCCUCCUGAAGUAAGUGCUUAUAGUUCCUGAUGCCUUUUUAUCUCCACGCUGUGCCACAAACAUCACCUGGUUUCCCUCUGGUGAGGGUCGCUUGGCUUCGACCCUCCUCAGAAUCUCUGAUCUCUCCUUUGGGUUUUUCCUUCAUGUACAGUACACUGCUGGGUGUUUUCCCCACCCAGUGCAUUCGCUGCAGCCUCAGUGAGGUCACUUUAACAUAAUACACGUCUUUUAGGAAUACUUUGCAAACAAACAGGGCUUCAGGGGAUCGUCAUCUUUGAUUCGCCCCUUUCGGGGUCUUAUAUCCCUUCACAAGCUUCUGAGUUAUUUAUGAGACCAGCAUUGAUUAUAAUAAGUUGUACUGUGCCAAUGACAUGCACUUUUUCUGCCCCCAAAUGAUUACGUUUGGACUCUUACUUGUACUUUAAGGUCGGAAAAGAAUAAAUUUGCUUCUUUUUAUAAUAUGGAUUCAAAUGUUUGUGAAUGCAAAUAAAACCAGAUUUGCUUGUCUGGUUUUUGUUUUUGUUUUUCUUCCUUUUUAAAGAAGGCUCAGGCUUCUUUUAAAAGCAUGCUCAGUUUCCGAAAGCACUUCAGUAUAUUUAAGAUGACAGAUAAUCUUUUUUUUUUUUUCUCAAAAAGUGCAUAAUACAUUAUUGAAUGUAAUGGUUUUUGUGUUUUCUCUUCAAUCGUUUGCAGACCUUUUGUUCGGUUUUUGAAUCUGUUACUUUUUCCUAUGCACAUGUGCCCUUUGCUGUCACCUUCUGAAAAUAGGGAAAUUCAUUUUGUACUUUUUGUUUUUAAUUUCAAUUUCAUUUUUUUUUUUUUGUACCUGCCCUCCUGUGUUCCUGAGACUGAGGACACCAGCUUUAGUAAACAAUAAUAUAAACUUUGUACACUGUUUUUACUUGUCUCUUUCAAAUUGAUGAAAUAAAAGGUCUUAACAAUA